AUGGAUACGUUUACAAGUCCACCCGCUCCGGUCGUCAAAUACCACAUCGUUAAUUUCGUUUCAGCCAAGUCAAUUGAAAAUUAUAUUCAAGACUCCAUGGAACCGUUUAUGGCACUUGCCUAUUUCACCUCAUCGCAAGCACAAGACUUGAAAUCGCUAACGUUUGCUGCUCACUCGACGGUACUUGAUCAAGCUACAAACAAAGUACAAGAAAUAAUCGAAAUACAAGAUGAAGAUCCUAUUUUGAUGCUGGAAAAAGCCAAAAACUUUGCCAAAGAGUUUCUAGGAAUCAUUGAGAACCAGAAAAGAAAGUUAAGUGAAGAAUAUGAACUAGAUCUACAAGCCUACACAAAAGAAAAAAUAUACAGCAGACGAUUUUCAGUUUAUCGAAAGCAUGUCAGUACCAAACAAGCCGAGAAACUGGAAAAAGAUUUAUGA
This is a messenger RNA of Mycotypha africana, 438 nucleotides long. RefSeq lists its product as uncharacterized. Bases 1 to 438 code for a protein of 145 amino acids. The transcript is spliced from 3 exons. NCBI's taxonomy places the organism in Eukaryota, Fungi, Mucoromycota, Mucoromycetes, Mucorales, Mycotyphaceae. The record is from RefSeq and is a predicted model, not a curated record.